Aedes albopictus (Asian tiger mosquito) is the source of this 1503-nucleotide messenger RNA. RefSeq lists its product as uncharacterized. The record is from RefSeq and is a predicted model, not a curated record. Bases 1 to 1503 code for a protein of 500 amino acids. Lineage: Eukaryota; Metazoa; Arthropoda; Insecta; Diptera; Culicidae. The transcript has a single exon. Gene Ontology annotation, molecular function: GTP binding.
AUGGAACCCUCGGAAACGUCGUCGAAACAAUAUAUUCAAAAGGAGAUCAACGUUAUUCUGUUGGGCGAAACUGGUUCAGGGAAAUCAACUCUGAUAAACUAUUUGACCAAUUAUUUCCAUAACGGUACACCCGGCAAUUUGAAAAUUGCCGUUCCCACUAAGUAUCAUGCAGCAACCGAGGGUCUUAAGCACCACGAAGACAACGUUCAGGAUGCUUCAAAAAGCAAAACUAGAGCAUGUGCUGUAUAUAACUUCAGAAAGCAGGACACGAUUUUCAACUUCAUAGAUACACCAGGGCUCAGUGAUACCGAAGGGGUAGUACAGGAUGACUUCAACAUUCAGCAAAUUAUGGGUGCUGCCGAGCAGAGCGGAUUGCUGACAGCAAUCAUCCUCGUUAUAAAUGGAACGCAGGCCCGAGCCACAGUAACACUACGCAACACGUUGUGUCUGUUGAGAAGCUCAAUACCGGACGUCCUUCUGCAGAACCUCGUCGUUGUUCUAACAAACUGUUCUGCUGCGUCCGUUAACUUCGAUAUGGUGCAUUUGAAACCUUGGACUGUUCCUGAAGCAAACGUUUUUUACAUGAACAACUGUGCCCUCAGUAGACCAGUAUCACAAUGGAUGGACAACGAGCGUAUGAAGAAAGCUGUGGAAAAGGAAUGGGAGAGCUCAAUGGAAACCAUCGAAGAAUUGAUCCUGAGCUUGACGCAGCUUAGUGGCAAAGCAACCGAAGCAUUCACACAAAUGCGCAUGAAAAGAGACAUGAUAAAAUCGCAGCUGCAUAGCAUUUUGCUAGAGGUGAAGAAAUUCCAGAGUCUUCAAAGCGAACUAGAUGUUAUGAAAAUCACACAGAAGAGUAUAUCCACUGACAUAAAAAAAUAUUCCGACUACAAGCGCACGAAGCAAGUAGAAGUCACAGAAUUUGAGCAAUGUGAUUAUUACAGUACAAUUUGUUCUUUAUGCUCGGAUACGUGCCGCGAAAAUAAGGCCAAUGUCAAUCCAUUCCAGUUAAUCCUUGGAACCAUACUGAAUGCAUUCCCGAGACUUAACAUAGCAUAUAACAUAAUCAACUCGUUUUUAUCUUUUGCUGAACCGCUUUGUAACUGCAACCAUCCCCUCAACAAACACUACAACGCCAACGUACGACCAGUCAAGAAAACAAAAACCUUCGAGGAAAUUCUCCAAGAUGUAAAAAACGCCUAUGAUCAGAGCAUGAGAAAAAAUGAGAAAAUACAGUCUAAAAUCGGUAACCUGGACAGCGACAUCACUGCCGUGAAAUAUGCUCUCGACGAAAAAGAAGCAGAAAUCAUGAAAUGCUGCCACGAGCUCAAGAAGCUCUGCUCGCAGUUUAACUUUGUGGACGAGCUGCAGAGUAUCUUUGACAUCAUGGAGAGAGAUGCCCGUACGCUUACCUCCACGGUGGCAAGGACCGAUGCCGAGAAAAGAAUUAGAAACAUCAAACACGUGGUCGAUACGCUGUCGUCUACUGGGAAUAGUGGCUAG